AUGGACUUGGUUCAAACUAUACGAAAGGAGGGCAGUCGUGGUGGGAGAGGGGAUUUUAAGUGGAGCGAUGUUCAAACGUCGUCGCAUAGGGAGAACUAUCUUGGGCACAGUGUGAUGGCGCCAACUGGCCGCUGGGCAAGGGGCAGGGAUCUGACAUGGUAUGCGAAAGGCGACAAAGACGCUGCUGAUGCAGAGGCCAGUGCUCGUAAGGAGGAGAUCAGACGGGUCAAAGAAGCUGAAAAUGACGCUAUGCUUCGAGCUUUAGGUCUACCGGUGCCUGACAGGGCUAAUCCCAACAACGAGCCGCUGGGCAGCAAGAAUGACCUGGACAAAGCGCUUCGUGACACUAAUACUGCUGAGCAGCCAGUCGCUGGUGGCAUUGGAUACGGCAAACUUAAUGCGGCUGAAGGGAGCUCGAAUCAGAAUAUCGAGCGCAUUGAGGGAAAUGCCGAGAAUACAACCGUCGACAUCGCGACGACCGACCUACUUCUCGAAACGAAACCCGCAAUCGAAGCCGCAGUCGAGAACGAGAUCGAGACCGAGACCGAAAGCAUCGCCACCGCAGCAAAGACCGAGAGCGCAGACGCCGCUCCAGGUCGAGAGAGAGACAACGACGACGAGAUUAUUCGUCAGACCGAGAAAGAACGCAUCGCCACCGUAGAAGCCACUCACCCACGCGACAACGACGACACGAUCAACGCAGGGAUCGAUGAAAAUUGCCCGGUGAGCGCACGCGGGUAA
This is a messenger RNA of Cyphellophora attinorum, 741 nucleotides long. RefSeq lists its product as uncharacterized. The transcript is spliced from 2 exons. Lineage: Eukaryota; Fungi; Ascomycota; Eurotiomycetes; Chaetothyriales; Cyphellophoraceae. The record is from RefSeq and is a predicted model, not a curated record. The coding region runs from base 1 to 741 and encodes 246 amino acids.